AUGAGGAGGCACUCUCACUCUCACUCUCACUGUCAUGCACAUCAGCUCAGCUCUGUCUGCUUCAAGCUGUCCACAGGCUGCUGGCUGCUCCUGCUGCUGCUGCUAGUCGCCCACUGCGCAUGCGCCAAAGAGACGUCCGAAUUCGUCAAAGGAAAAAUAUGCAUCGGCACGAACGGGCGGAUGUCGGUUCCGUCGAACCGCGAACACCACUACCGCAACCUGCAGAACCGCUACACCAACUGCACCUACGUGGACGGCAACCUGGAGCUGACCUGGCUGCAGGACGAGAACCUCGACCUCAGCUUCCUGCAGUACAUCCGCGAGGUGACCGGCUAUGUGCUCAUCUCGCAUGUCGAUGUGCGCCGCAUCACCCUGCCGCGUCUGCAGAUCAUCCGCGGACGCACCCUCUUCAAGCUCAACAUCCACGAGAAGGAGUUUGCGCUCAUUGUCACCCUCUCCAAGAUGCACAACCUCGAGAUGCCUGCUCUACGCGACAUCCUGACGGGCAGUGUAGGCAUGUUCAACAACUACAACCUGUGUCACAUGAAGACGAUCAAGUGGGACGAGAUAAUCACGGGUCCGGGUGCGGAGUACGUUGCCACAAGGACUGCGCCCAUGGCUGCUGGGGCGAGGGUGCAGAGAACUGCCAGAAGUUCAGCAAGAUCAACUGCAGUCCGCAGUGCUACCAGGGGCGCUGCUUCGGGCCUAAUCCGCGCGAAUGCUGUCACCUCUUCUGUGCCGGUGGCUGCACCGGACCCAAGCAGAGCGAUUGUCUGGCCUGCCGUAACUUCUGAUGGUCCAUGUCCGAAAACGUGUGAAGGAGUGGACGGAGGCCUCAUUCAUUCGGGCAACAUCAACGACUUCAAAGACUGCACUAUCAUCGAGGGCUCCAUCUCGAUACUCGACCAAUCGUUCAAAGGAUUCCAGCAGGUCUACAACAACUAUAGCUUCGGCGAACGAUACCAGAAAAUGCAUCCUGAUAGUUUGGAGGUGUUCAGUACUCUGAAAGAGGUCACCGGCUACAUAAACAUUCAAGGCGAUCAUCCGGAUUUCACUAACCUGUCUUAUUUCAGAAACCUGGAGGUGAUCGGAGGACGCCAGCUGACCGAAUACUUUUCGUCGCUGUACAUCGUGAAGACGUCGCUCAAGUCGCUUGGACUGCGCGCGCUGAAGAAGGUGCACUCGGGCAGUGUCGCCAUCUUGGAGAACAAGAACCUGUGCUUCGCGCAGGGCAUCGACUGGAAUCGCAUCAAGAAGUCGCACGAGCACACAACCAUGUUACAGAACAACAAACACGACGAUCAGUGCAAGAAAGAAGGCCUGGUGUGCGACGUGCAGUGCUCGCUGGAGGGCUGCUGGGGCCCGGGUCCCGACCAGUGCCUGGCCUGCAAGAACUACCAGCUGGGCACGACGUGUCUCGAGGACUGCGACGCGGUGGCCGGCAUGUACAAGGCGGGCGGCAACAUGUGCAUGCCAUGCCACGAGGAGUGCGAGUCCACGUGUCACGGGCCGGGACCGGACAAGUGCACGCGCUGCAAGCACGUCAAGGACGGCCCGUUCUGCGUGCAGACGUGUCCCGACAGCAAGUACAACGCGAGCGGCGAGUGUCGACCCUGUCACGCCAACUGCAUCGGCGGCUGCGACGGGCCGCACAACACCAUCGGGCCCAGCGGAUGCAAGUCCUGCGAGAAGGCCUUCAUCAACGACAACAUCACCGUGGAACACUGCCUGCAGAAGAACGAGUCUUGCCCGGACGGCUACUACCACGAGUGGGUGGGCCCACAGGAGCAGGGUAGGCUGCAGCCACUGGCCGGCAAAGGCGUGUGCCGGAAGUGUCACCCUCGCUGUCGCCGCUGCACCAACUAUGGCUUCCACAUCCAGGUGUGUCAGGAGUGUGCGCAGUACAAGCGCGGCGAACAGUGCGAGGACGAGUGUCCCAGCGAUCACUUUGCACAUGAGCUGACGCAGGAAUGCAAGCCUUGCAGCGUGGAAUGUCGGGGCUGCUUCGGGCCGGACAACAGCCAGUGCCUGAACUGUCGCAACUACAAGAUCUACGUGAGCGGAGGUGACGGCGACCCGACACGACACGACAACACGACCCGGUUCAACUGCACGGCGACCUGUCCGCCCGAGUUCCCGCACAAGAUCUUCCCCGAGGACAACGGAGAGCCGUACUGCUCGGUCGAGCCUCAGGGUCUCGCCUUCUUGCCUCGUGACGCCGAGAAUAUUCCGACCAUAGUUGCCGUCGUCGUCGCCUGCGCCCUCGUUCUCCUGCUAUUCCUCGUCGCCUUGUUGUAUCAGUGGCGACAACGUGCAAAAGCGAAGGAGAACGCGGUGAAGAUGACGAUGGUGCUGCAAGGCUUGGACGAGCCUCUGUCGCCCACCAACGUCAAGCCCAACCUGGCCAAGCUACGCAUCAUCAAAGAACACGAACUGCGCAAGGGCGGCGUACUCGGAUAUGGCGCCUUUGGCACUGUAUACAAAGGCGUAUGGGUGCCCGAAGGUGAGAACAUUAAAAUCCCGGUGGCGAUCAAGGUGCUACGUGAGUGCACUGGUGCCGAAACAACCAAAGAGUUCCUGGAGGAGGCGUACAUCAUGGUGACCGUGGUGCACCCGAACCUGCUGCAGCUGCUGGCCGUCUGCCUCACGUCCAAGAUGAUGCUCGUCACGCAGCUCAUGCCACUCGGCUGCCUGCUUGACUAUGUUCGCAACAACAAGGACAAGAUAGGCUCCAAGCCGCUGCUCAACUGGUGCACGCAGAUUGCUCGAGGAAUGGCGUACCUAGAAGAGAAGCGCCUAGUGCACAGGGACCUGGCGGCGAGGAACGUUCUGGUGCAGACGCCGAACUGCGUGAAAGUGACGGACUUCGGUCUGGCCAAACUGUUAGACAUCAACGAGGACCAAUACAAGGCAGCAGGCGGCAAAAUGCCCAUCAAGUGGUUGGCACUGGAAUGCAUCCAGCACCGCAUAUUCACGCACAAGAGCGACGUGUGGGCGUUCGGCGUCACCGUCUGGGAGCUACUCACGUACGGCGGACGUCCGUACGAGUCGGUGCCUGCACGUGACGUGCCCGAACUGCUGGAGACAGGCGAACGCCUGCCGCAGCCGAACAUCUGCACCAUCGACGUCUAUAUGCUGAUGAUCAACUGCUGGAUGCUGGACGCCGAGAGUCGACCCUCCUUCAAGGAGCUGGCCGACCAGUUCGCCAAGAUGGCGCGUGACCCCGGCCGCUACCUCGUCAUACCCGGUGAUAAGUUCAUGAGGUUGCCGUCCUAUUCGUCACAGGAGGACAAGGAGAUGAUAACAAUGGACGCCUCUGACGGGAUGGCAUCGGCGCCAGUGGAGGGGGGUGUGGGAAUGGGGGGCAUGGGAGUGGGGGGUGACACACAUCCUCACCCACACACGCACACACACCCGCACCACGCCAAGAACAGCCUGUACCCGUCAGUGGUGUUGCUCGAGUCUCCCGGACCUCAGAACCAGGCCAACUGGGACCGAGAGAUGAUGCGACCCGCCAUGGUUGCCGCAGCCGCAGCCGCCGCCGCAGACGGUCACUCGAAUCCGUUGCGGUACUGUGUUGAUCCGCUAACGAGAGACUGUAUGGAGUUCGCUGGUAGCACAAGCAAGCGGGAAGCACAGGUUCUGGGCGACUUGAAGCUGGACCUCCCUCUGGAUGAGGACGACUACCUCAUGCCUUCCCCGCAGCAGAGUCAGCCGCCAACCACCUAUAUGGAUCUCAUCGGUGAAUCGAACAUGCAAGGUGAGCUAGCGGCGAACGUAGCAGCGAGUCGAAUGGCGAACGGCGGCCAGGAAUUCCUGCCCAGUGUGGACAACCCCGAAUACCACAUGGUGGCGGCGAGUGUUGGACUGCCUCACGUCAACGGACUCCCCAUGGACACAUCCGGCCUGCCGGUGUCCGGAUUACCGGAAGCGGCCAAUCCGACGCCUCAGCCGCACAAGUCGUCCGAAGAGGAGUCGGAUCACGAAUACUACAACGACUAUGACCGGCUGAAGAGGGAACUGCAACCCUUGAGGCGCAACGAAACCACCGUUUGAUCUCUGCUCUGCUCUGCUCUGCUCCCUUGCGGUGAACACAAACACUUGCCUCCCGUCAUAUCUUGCCAAUCAUUCGUCGCAACCAACGCGCAACCAAUCGAAUAUUGCUAUUUUUUAAUAGUAGACUUUUUCUACGGAUGUACCUAAGAAACACCAUAAAGGUUUCAAUACGAAAAAUUGAAACUACUAAUACUAAUAAGGGUUACAAUCAAAUAUAAAUAUUUUAUACAGCUUUAUUGGACAACUUAUCUAUUGAAAAAACUCUUUUGGCAGACUUAAUCAUUGUAUGUAUUUGAGGUUUGCCAUCAAGCAACUAUAGUAUUUUUAAUAAUCGACUUUUUAAUAAUGAGACUCCUACCCACCAGAAAAUCAAGCGUGUAGAGUUAUUUAAUCUCUUGAAAUUGGUUUUGUAGUUUUGUAAUUCUACGUUUUCUAGUAGUAAGCCCCAGAUUUUUACUAUCAAUGAACCAGAAACAUUAAAUGAUGAGUGCUUAUCAAUGCAAUAAAAAUUCAUUAUAGUCUGAUAAAAUUCAUAUAGAGAAAACCCUGAUGUGGUAGACUGCUUAUGACAAUCAGAAAACGUUAUUCAUGUGGUCUUAUUCUAUCAAUAAACCGUUAUAUGAACUUUCAUAUCAAGUGUGAAAUAAAUGGACCAAUCUUUUUAACUUUUCAAACUUGAUGAUUUCGGAUUUCCCAAUCAAAAUAGUAACAUGGAAAACCCAAUUAUCUCUAUUGCUAGGGAUAACCUAGUUAUGAACGUUUUACAUUUUUAUAAAAUUGUCUGUGGCAUAAUCUUUUUAUAAAAAUUUUCAUAAUUAAAAUUCAUUGCCAAUUCUGCAAUUCAAGUUGUUGAUGAGUAAAACCACAAUAAUGUUUCUAUUCGUAUUUAUUGUUGAAACAGCACUUUUUCACUUUUCCUGAUAGUUGAUAGUUGAAUAAUACCAUAUUGCUCUAUACUUCCCAACUACAUCCCUAGUUAGUGGGGUUUGCAAUAAUUUGUAUUUUUUUAGAAAAACGAUUAUAUUUCGAUCAUGCCUUACAAAUCCAUUAGCUGUGUAUAUCUUGAAACAAUUCAUUAAGACUAGAACUACUGUAGUGAAGUUAGCGGUAUACUAACAUUAUCAAUUGAACUAAUUUUGACAUUUAAUUAUAUUGUAGAAUUUCAGGAGUAUAUAUUUUUAUAUGUAUAUUAGAUAAUAUGUGUAUGUGAACAAGAAUCUUUUUUAUUGUAUUUUAUGUAAAAUAUGAAACUAUUUGUACAGUUUUUAAUUAUCUCCGUUUCCGUUUUGGAUUCAAAAAAGACCAUUGAUAUAAUUACUGCAAGUGUGGUUUUGCACUCGGAUUGUAUAUUAAUCAAGUUUGUGGUCUAUAAAUUUUGACUUCCUCACAGUAAACGAUCUUAUCUCUUAUCUAGUAUCAUUUUCGAUGCUAAAUUAUAGUGAAGGACUCGUGAGAGGGUGAACAGUACAAAUAUAAGCCUAAUCAUUCCAAUGCUUUUCCAGAGAUUUGUCAAACUGUAAAUUAUAUAUUUGGAACGUGUAAGUAUAUUCUGAAGAGCUGCCGGGUUUUAUUGCUAUAGGUUAUUUUUCAUGUAACGUCAUUUGAAUUUCACCAAUCAAAUAUCAUUCAGAGUCAUCAUAAGGUCGAUUAUUAUUAUCAUUUCAUGCAUUUAGGAAUCUUACUUGAAUAUUAAUCUUCCUUGUUCCAUGUCUCUAUAGUUCAUGUGUCAUUGAUAACUUUAAUAUAUGUGCUGGGACCAGUUAUAUUAUUAACUCCCUCUGGCGUUUUUGUCAGGUAUUCGAAUAAUUUUGAUUGUUGUGAUCAUAUCCUAAUAUUCAUCUCCACUUAAUAUUUCGACCAGUUUUAUUUAUUCAAGCUGAACUUUUUUGCUCCUGAAUACAUUUUUUGUGUUUUAUCUCUUUUUUCUAAAGGAUAACUACCUACGAAAAACUCCUAGUUUCAAACUGACAAUUCUGAAAAAUGUAAUGACUUUCGCAGCAUUCCUUGGCAAUUUCUGCCACUCCAUAUCAUUCCAUAUUUUUAAUAUUUCAUCUAUUUUCUUCGAAAAUCCUCCAUAUAUUUCAACAGGUGUAAUAAAUAUUGUAACGUUUAUAACAAAUUAGCCUAUUGUGAAGUAAUGUGAUACAAUACAAAUCGUGCCUCAAAAAAUAACAUGGAACCAUGUCAUCCCAUGCCUCCAAAAGUCCAUCCCUCAACUAACCAAUUGAACUAACUAUUAAUAGUUGAUAACAUUACUGAAAAAUGUUUUUGAAACUUAUCCGGCAUUAAUUUUGAAGUAUUCAACUUCUCAAAUCCUCGUUCACGGCUAAUUAGAAAUUAAUUUUAAAACUUAAAUCAAUAAGUGCAAAUCCUAUUCACUACUGAAUCCAACGCACAAUCAUUUUAAUCUUGGAAGUCCAUGUAUUGCUUUAAAUUGAAUUAUUUAAUUGUAUUGUAUAAUUAAUAUUCUAAAGUUCUUCCUUGUAAAUAUGUUUAAAAUGACAACUCCGUGUUGAUUUUAUUAAUGCAAAUGUCGUAGAUAAUAAGUGAUUGUAUUUUUAACUGCAUGUAUAUUACCUAUUUUGUUAGAUAUUUUGUGCCAUUUUCAAUAGGUGGAUUUUAAAUAAAUCGAGUCUGUUAGUAUUUUACUGUAUGUAUGCGGCGGCGCAAUAAAUUUCAAUUUUUUUGAUCAAUAGGAAAUUUGGAGUUAUGAAAAAAUUUGCAUGCAAUACCGUAUUAUUGUUUUCAUGUCUCUAAUCUUCUUAUUGGUCAAAUUUUCCCCGAACAGUUCUGAUUUACACUACACAUUCAACCUAUAUGUGUAGGUGAUUUGAAAUUUAUUGUUGUGGCUAGUCAAUAUCAUUGGAAAUGGAUUUGUAUUGUUGUAUUUUAAUCAUAAAGUAAUUUGUCUACCAUCAUCGUUGUUGAUGGAGUACGUGAACAUUAAAAUUUGUACUUAUGUCAUGAUGAAACGAUAAGUAUUUCUAUCUGCGAUGAAGAAAAUAGAAUGUCUUAACAUUUUGAGUGAAGAGUGAUUGUCGGUUACAAUCGGAACUACAUUCGCAUGAAUGUUGAAAAUUGAAUUGUAAGAAAUGUUUGCUUAGUUUUGAAUAGGGUCUAUAUUUUACCAAACAAAUUUCAAAAAUCUUAUAAACUCAUUUCUUACUAAAACCUCUGCAAUACUGUGAUUGUAUUUUAUUGUAUGCCUCAUCAAAUUUAAAUAUACUUUGUUAUUGUCUUGUUAUCUGAUGGUUAGGUACCGUACGUGCAAUAAUUUCUAGUUAUGUACGAGUGUUAUGUCAAUGAAUGACUGUAUGAAUUUGUUUGAAUAUGUAUGAAUGUUGAAUGGAAUGUGCGAAGAACAUGGACGUCAAUAAUUCUCGUGAAAUCUCAAAAAUUGAGCUAUCUUCUGUCUUCUAUUACAUCUUCUAUCUAGUUUUGGUUUAUAAAAGCUACAAAAUUUAAAUUGUCAGACUAUGAUAUUCUAUUUUCUUCAUCGAAAGUUUUUAAGACUGUGAUAUAUGUUUGUAUUGUAUUAAGUAUUGACAUCUAUUGUUACUAUUAUAUUGUUAAUUAUCAUAAUUCUAUAAGAAUAUGUUAUACUGUUUUAAUCAGAAUUUAAGAGCUUCACACUAGAUUCUAGGAUGAAACAUGAGAUGCAAUACGGUAUAAAUUAAGUAGUAGAGAGACAUUCUCACUUGUGCCUUGAAAAAUGUAAUUUGUGGUCAUGAGUACAUUGUAGUUGAUAAAUAAUUCUUAGUUCGUUUUUGGAUAGCCACUAAAAAAGUGCUCUUCAUAACAUUCAAAUCCAAGUAAUAUUUACCGUAUUAUUAGCGAACUGUUGAUGUUUACCAAAAAAGUUCUCAAUUUUCACAUUCAUUAAUUAAACUAUUGAUUACACGUUAAUUAUUUUCAGAAUAACCUAUUUAACUCAUUAUUUCCAUCGUAAAAUGUCAAAAUCACAUUGUCAAUCAAGAAUAUUAACAGUUGCUACUUAUAUAUUUCUAAUUCGGAACAUAUUUUAAAAUUGUUUUCUACUGUGAAGCUAUCGAGUUUUUCUCAUACAUUUGAUGCUGCUAAUUUUAUUUGUAUCAUCUUGUUCUUGAUUUGUGUUGUUCAUUGUUAUAGAACAGACAAGCUCUAAAAUUAUGUGAAUUAUUAUUGUAUUAUAGCAUACAAUUGAAUUCGUAUCCACUUUUUAUGUGUUAAUCAAGUAAGUUAUGCUUGUAAUGUAAAUUUCCUUUGUAAAUACAUUAUAAAUAACAACUUGUAAAUACUAGGUAUAGUAUAUUAAAAAGACUUGUAUUCAU
Nilaparvata lugens (brown planthopper) is the source of this 8366-nucleotide messenger RNA. It is a transcript of the gene Egfr, whose product is annotated as epidermal growth factor receptor. NCBI's taxonomy places the organism in Eukaryota, Metazoa, Arthropoda, Insecta, Hemiptera, Delphacidae. The record is from RefSeq and is a predicted model, not a curated record. The transcript is spliced from 15 exons. Gene Ontology annotation, cellular component: basal plasma membrane; signaling receptor complex. The coding region runs from base 1 to 4056 and encodes 1351 amino acids. Gene Ontology annotation, molecular function: transmembrane receptor protein tyrosine kinase activity; ATP binding. Gene Ontology annotation, biological process: positive regulation of kinase activity; multicellular organism development; protein phosphorylation.